This is a messenger RNA of Morone saxatilis (striped sea-bass), 1929 nucleotides long. It is a transcript of the gene ube2l3b, whose product is annotated as ubiquitin-conjugating enzyme E2L 3b. The transcript is spliced from 3 exons. The coding region runs from base 77 to 487 and encodes 136 amino acids. The record is from RefSeq and is a predicted model, not a curated record. Lineage: Eukaryota; Metazoa; Chordata; Actinopteri; Moronidae. Gene Ontology annotation, molecular function: ubiquitin conjugating enzyme activity. Gene Ontology annotation, biological process: protein polyubiquitination; ubiquitin-dependent protein catabolic process. Gene Ontology annotation, cellular component: nucleus.
AUCCUCCCUGGCUUGACAUUUGACACUUCUGUAAUCUGUAUUCUUACAGGAACUUGACGAGAUUCGCAGAUCUGGAAUGAAAAACUUCAGAAACAUUCAAGUUGAGGAAUCAAACCUAUUGUCAUGGCAAGGGCUCAUUGUUCCUGACAACCCUCCUUAUGACAAAGGCGCAUUCAGGAUCGAAAUCAUUUUCCCCACUGAGUACCCUUUCAAGCCUCCCAAGAUCACAUUCAAGACAAAAAUCUAUCACCCCAACAUCGAUGAAAAGGGCCAGGUAUGCUUGCCUGUGAUCAGUGCAGAGAACUGGAAGCCUGCCACCAAAACUGACCAAGUAAUUCAGUCCCUCAUUGCGCUGGUGAAUGACCCCCAACCGGAGCAUCCCCUGAGGGCAGAUCUAGCAGAAGAAUACUCAAAGGACCGUAAAAAAUUCUUGAAGAACGCUGAAGAGUUUACAAAGAAACAUGGCGAAAAGCGGCCAAUGGACUGAUCACCUGACUAGCGUGUAGCCCUCUCUGUCUCUUUCUCCCCCUCUCCUCCUAUCUCACCUGCCCAUCUACCAAUCUUCCUCUCGCCUCCCCGCUUCCUUACACCUCACCACCUUCCUUGCUCACCCUCCUCCCCUCUCCCCCACACCAGUCCUCCCUGCAGCCCAGGAGCUGCCCAGCUGAAGCCAGGCAGAGGUAGCCUUAGCUUCCCUUCCCAUCCAGGACUCUCUGUGGAUCAGACAGCUUCCUCUUCCUCCUCCUCUUCCUCCUACUCCAUGGCCAUACAUCUCCAGACCAUUUCUAACUUUCUACUCUUUUCUUAAUGUGAAAAAUGGAAAAAGAAAUGCUAAGGGAACAUGAUGUUCAGAUGAAAUGUUAGAUGGAAAUACUCAGAUAUGUGUUCAUUUUCGGUUGGCUCUUCGUCUAUAUAAGAUCUCCCUUUUUGUUUUCCAAAGUAUUAUAUUUUUUGCAGAGCAGGAAAAAAAUCUUUCAGUUUUUUUUUUUUUGGCCCAAUCAUCAAUCUUUUAAAGCUGAAUAAAGAAAGAUGAUAGAAAUAAGAGAAGUUGUAGAUAGGACCUGGAGGUGUGUGGUGACUGAAAUGUUUUCCGUCCUCACCUCCACUGCUUCUAGACUUGCAUUGUACUCUGUGGGACAAUCCCCCUCACAUCUUCUUCCCCACAGUUGGUAACCCACUGAGCAGGAACAAACAAUGGUAGGCCAUGCUUGAGUUCAAUUGUUAUUGCCGAAUAUGCAAAAGAACAUAUAAAACAAGUAAAACAAUGUGGUUUCCAAACACUCCAAACAUGUAUCUAUCAUCAGCAGGCCCUUAAAGACGAAUUAAACAGCACCAUCACCACAUUUUCUUAGUUGUACAUUUUUGGGUUUUUGCAGAUGAGUUGCACUCUAAGACCAUGCUCUUAAAACAGUUUCCUGCAUGACAAAUAGCUAUUGUGAUUCUAUUUUCCUUAUUAAUGAUCAAUUAUCAUUUCUCCAUUUCAAAUUGAUUUGAUUGGCACUUGAUAUAGAAAAUUGUCAAUGUGGGAAGAACCUGUUUGGUUAAUUUGAAUCUUUCACGCACGUUUCCUUUCCCACUAUCGGGCAUCCCAGUAUAACCACCUAUCAUACUAGAAACUGAGUCCUUCACCACACUAAGACAUAUUCCAGUGGCAGACCGACCAUCAGCUGCCCAGCUGAAAGGGACCUAACUUGUCGGGAGGGAGGAAGGAGAAGCUGGAGAAGGAUGCACUCAGCUGGAAUGAAGCUCAGCUCCUGGAAGCGGUCCUAGAAACAGGCACCUUGAAGGCAGCUGGGAGAGGGCUGGCUGUCUGGGGAUGUGUCAGGACAUGGAAAGGGACUGCAGUGGCCAAAAAACCACCAUGUAACAACUGUUUGAUCUGGUCCAAAUAUUGUUUCAUAUUAAAGAUGGUUAACCAUGUGGCCUCAC